AUGAAAUAUCCUAUUCUUUUGUCUGUACUUUUAAUUUUUAAGGUACUUGAAAUUAAUGCAACCUCUGCUUCUGUCACAAUUCCUGGUUAUGCUUUUUGGUAUAAAUGCCUUACGACUAAUCAGAAUGCGACAUCAGAUAAUAUAUUCAGCUACGAUGUUACUUCGAAUAAGUAUAGUUCCAUAUAUAAAAGUGGAUUUGGUUAUAAAUUUUCUUUUUCUGAUAUUCCAAUCUUAACGGGCUUACUAUUACGUUAUUCUGUACCCUUGGUUGAUAUCCCUAAUUAUUAUUAUCCUGUCGAUUUGGGCGGUUUUUUUGUAUAUUUAUUCGAUAGUAAUUCUAGAGAUCCAACUGGUGCUGACGCUUUUUGCGGGUCUACGACUUCUUUUGUUAAAACAUGUACUCAUCAAAAAACUAACAUAAAUCCUAAUUGGUGCCUUUUGAUAGGAAAUUUCUAUGUAAACCAAUCUGUUAAUUUUGAUAUUUCAUAUCAAACAUAUGAUACAAUCAGUUCUUCCACUGGAAUAUCAAAUACUAUUGAAACCAAUAUUAUUAUAACAAGUGUUUGGGGUGGUCUUGUUUGGUUAUUAAUCAUGUUUUGUGUGUGA
Messenger RNA from Cetraspora pellucida, 606 nucleotides. NCBI's taxonomy places the organism in Eukaryota, Fungi, Glomeromycota, Glomeromycetes, Diversisporales, Gigasporaceae. The record is from the annotation of a GenBank genome assembly.